Messenger RNA from Trichoderma harzianum CBS 226.95, 288 nucleotides. RefSeq lists its product as hypothetical. Bases 1 to 288 code for a protein of 95 amino acids. The transcript has a single exon. Lineage: Eukaryota; Fungi; Ascomycota; Sordariomycetes; Hypocreales; Hypocreaceae. The record is from RefSeq and is a predicted model, not a curated record.
AUGGCUAGUGCUACCUGCCCAGCGCCCACCCGAAGCCCCCCAGCCAGCGCUCUUUGUCUGGCUGUCUGCCAUUUCCCACCCGACACCACACGCACACACACACAUACACAUACAUUCUCUCCGCCAACCCGCGACGCGACUCAACGUUGUCGUCCAUCAAACCACCCACUGUGCCGUGUUACGGCCCCGUCUCCAUCCAUCCCUGCGCCCAUCAAUGGGCUCUUGGCCGCCGUGCCUGCUGAUUUCGCUGACGUCGCCGCGCACAGCUUGUCGGGCUCAUCGCCAUGA